This is a messenger RNA of Leopardus geoffroyi (Geoffroy's cat), 2462 nucleotides long. RefSeq names its product NIPA magnesium transporter 2 (gene NIPA2). The record is from RefSeq and is a predicted model, not a curated record. Gene Ontology annotation, biological process: magnesium ion transport. Gene Ontology annotation, molecular function: magnesium ion transmembrane transporter activity. The transcript has 7 exons. Gene Ontology annotation, cellular component: membrane. Bases 506 to 1588 code for a protein of 360 amino acids. Lineage: Eukaryota; Metazoa; Chordata; Mammalia; Carnivora; Felidae.
UUUGCUGCGUUGCACUGCGCGUGCGCGCGCCUCCUUUUGCGUCACUCGACCGCGCCCAGGCUCUCCUCGGCUACUUACAGCUCUAGGUCCCGGCGGCGGUCGCGGGUCAUCCGGGGCAGGCUCCCCUCGGCGCUCCCCCAUGGAGGAGGCGGCGCGCACGGCUGCAGCCCUGGAUGCUCUCACCUACUGGACAGCGUCUAAGGCACUGGCCGCGCGAGCUCAAGAAGGGGCGGCCCGUGCGGCCUGUGUGGGCGUGUGAGCGGAGGUGACCAGGGCCAGGCCGGAGCUACUCUACCAGGGUUUAAAACUUUAAAUGAGAAUAAAGAGUAUUAUUUACAAGGAAAUGAGAGUGAAUAAGUCAUCUCUGACCUCUUCCAGCCUUUUUUUUCAUAAGAGAGACCAUAUUAAACUUACAUAUUUGAAGACUGCAUAACCCUGCCUCUAGCACCAGCGGUUUCUCUGUUUUGUAAUCAGUGUGAUUUAAAGAACUUCAGUAACAAACGAAAUGAUCCAGGGGCGUGGAAAAUAUGACUUUUACAUUGGUUUGGGAUUGGCUAUGAGCUCCAGCAUUUUCAUUGGCGGGAGUUUCAUUUUGAAAAAAAAAGGUCUUCUGCGCCUUGCCAGGAAAGGCUCCAUGAGAGCAGGUCAAGGUGGCCAUGCAUAUCUUAAAGAAUGGUUGUGGUGGGCUGGAUUGCUGUCAAUGGGAGCAGGUGAGGUGGUCAACUUUGCUGCAUAUGCCUUUGCACCAGCCACCCUAGUGACUCCGUUAGGAGCUCUCAGCGUCCUAGUAAGUGCCAUUCUUUCUUCAUACUUUCUAAAUGAAAGACUUAAUCUUCAUGGGAAAAUUGGAUGGUUGCUAAGUAUUCUAGGAUCUACAGUUAUGGUCAUUCAUGCUCCGAAAGAAGAGGAGAUCGAGACUCUAAAUGAAAUGUCUCACAAGCUAGGAGAUCCGGGUUUUGUGGUCUUUGCAACACUUGUGGUCAUUGUGUCAUUGAUCUUAAUCUUCGUGGUGGGACCUCGCCAUGGACGGACAAACAUUCUUGUGUACAUAACAAUCUGCUCUGUAAUUGGAGCAUUUUCAGUCUCCUGUGUUAAGGGCCUGGGCAUUGCUAUCAAAGAGCUGUUUGCUGGAAAGCCUGUGCUGCGACAUCCCCUGGCCUGGGUUCUGCUGCUGAGCCUUAUAGUCUGUGUAAGCACACAGAUUAAUUACCUGAACAGGGCUCUGGAUAUAUUCAACACUUCCAUUGUGACUCCAAUAUAUUAUGUAUUCUUUACAGCAUCAGUUUUAACUUGUUCAGCUAUUCUUUUUAAGGAGUGGCAAGAUAUGCCUGUUGAUGAUGUCAUUGGUACUUUGAGUGGCUUCUUUACAAUCAUUGUGGGAAUAUUCUUGUUGCAUGCCUUUAAAGAUGUCAGCUUUACUCUAGCAAGUCUCCCUGUGUCUUUUCGACAAGAUGAAAAAGCAAUGAAUGGCAAUCUGUCUAACAUGUAUGAAGUUCUUAGUAAUAAUGAAGAAAACUUAACCUGUGGAAUUGAACAACACAGUGGUGAAAAUGUCUCCCGAAGAAAUGGAAAUCUCACAGCUUUUUAAGAAAAAUGUAAUUAAAAGGUUAAUCUAUAAUUGUGUUAUAAAGUGAAUUUGAGUAUCAGAAUGUGUCUGAAAAAAAACAUUGUUCUCAAAAAAUGUUCUCUAGAGACAAUCUUUUUUAAAGUUUCACUGAUUUGGACCAAGAAAUUACUUUUAUUAUAUUUACAUGAUGGUAGCUCACUAAAAUGACCUCAGUACAUGGCCAAUUUCUAUUAACAUUGUAUUAUUAUAGAAGUAUUUUAAAUUUUCCUUCACCAAAAUCUAAAUGCACUGACAGUUUUAAGUCUAUAAAAAUGCUGUAUUUUUUCAUUGGUGAUGAAAAUCUGAAAUGUACAUUUGUCAUCCCCACUCCAUCAAUCCCUGACCAUCUGAAGGCUUUUUGAUUUAAAAAGGAACAAAAUUUUCCUAAUACAUUAUCCUGUGAUUUACCUUACCUGUAAAAAUGACUCCUGUUUGAUGACUUAAUUUUAAAAUGUUAAAAGAGAAACCUAAGUUACUAAAUGAAGAAAAACUAAUUUACAAAAAAAAAAAAAAAAAAAAAAGAGGGUAGGAAGUUGCCUGAGGCAAUGUUUCUCACACUGUGACUUACCACCACACAUUUGAUGGUCUUCCUAUUCCUUGACGGCACCAUGCUAAACCAGCGCAUCCAGCGCAUCCUGUGUCUGUCAGACUACAGCCUGACCAGUUUCAUUCUUCACUUACUCUAAUCCCUUGAUACCUGGAACCUUGAUUACCAUUUUACAUCAGCUCUUGUACUUUUCAGUAUAUUUUCAUAAUGAGUUAUAUUGUCAUUUAGAUCUAACAACUCUGGGAAAUAAAGUCAAAAGACUAAUUUCUUAAAUUUAGUUCAUGUUAUAAUAAAAAAAAUUGAAACAGU